AUUUCUAUGCACUUGUAAUUUUAGACCCCAGAGUGUGAAAGACUUUUAUUUUGGUCUGGCGAUAUGACGCCAUAAGGAUGCGCCGAGCUCCUGCAUCUGUGUGAUUCGGCUUCAGAAAGGAAAAACUAAUGAAACGACUGAGAUCGAUGUGACACACUAUUAUAAAGAUGGCGUUUAUUAAAGAGGAGAGUGAAGACGUGAAGAUUGAAGAAACAUUUGGAGUGAAAAAUGAAGAUGUGAAGAUUGAAGAAACAUUCAGAGUGAAACAAGAAGAUGCCGAGGAACAAACAGACCUGAUGGCACUGAGAGAGGCGAGUCAUGAACUUAAUGAAAAGGAAGAAAAAGACCAUUAUAAUAAACAUGAUUUCAUGACUGGUGAAAGAUCGACAAAGGCUAAAAAGACUUCCUCGCAAAAAAGAGCUCAAAAGACAAGAACGAAAAGUUUUUUCAUCUGCCAACAUUGUGGAAAGUCUUUUGAUAAUCGUAGAAACCUUCAUGUCCACAUGAGAGUUCACACUGGAGAGAAGCCUUUCACCUGCCAACAGUGUGGAAAUAGUUUCACUCAACAAGGAAGCCUUAAAAUCCACAUGAGAAUUCACACUGGAGAGAAGCCUUACACCUGCCAACAGUGUGGAAAGAGUUUCAAUCGCAAAGGAAGCUAUAAAUUUCACAUGAGAAUUCACACUGGAGAGAAGCCUUACACCUGCAAACAGUGUGGAAGGAGUUUCAGUCGUAAAAAUGGCUUUAAAAUACACAUGCGAACACACACAAUUGAGAGCUCUUACACCUGCCAACAAUGUGGAAAGAGUUUCACUCAUAAAGGAAGACUUAAAAUACACAUGGGAGUUCACACUAGAGAGAAGCUUUAUACAUACUCUCAGUGUCGUAAGACUGUUGUUCACACUGGAGAGAGCCCUUUCACCUGCCAACAGUGUGGAAAAGGAUUCACUCUAAAUGGAAGCCUUAACAGGCACAUGAGAAUUCACACUGGAGAGAAGCCUUUCACCUGCAAACAAUGUGGAAAAAGUUUCAACCAAAUAGGAAACCUUAAAGUCCACACAAUGAUUCACACUGGAGAGAAGCCUUACACCUGCCCUCAGUGUGGAAAAAGUUUCAACCGAGAAGGAUACCUAAAAGUCCACAUGAGAGUUCACACUGGAGAAAAGCCUUAGACAUGUAAACAGUGUGGAAAAAGUUUCAAACAAAAAGGAAUCCUUAAUUACCACAUGAGAAUUCCAGACCUGCCAACCUUGGAAAAUGUUUUCGAGUACCAGUUUGACUGGACGGGGCAUGGUCUACAUUAAAGGAUUAAUUCCUUUAAUGUAAUUUUGACUGUUAAAGUUUUUUUACUUUGACAUAAUUAAAAAUUUUACUACACCUGCGCAAAAGCAUUUUUUUAAUUCAUGAUUAAUCUUGCAUUGCAUAAUGUGUUCUUAUACAAACUGACAACCACAAGUGAAUCGCAUUCAUAUAUUUAAUAUGGACUAAAUUUUUUUGUUUGGAAUUUCAAGUAGGCUAUAUUUACAUACAACUAACCUGACAGUUGAGUCGUUUAUACAGGUUUUGUAAUGAAGACUAGUCUACAAUUAAGAAACCCUUAGAAAAUAGUAAACAUUGAGUUUACAUGUGAUUCAUUUAAAAUACUUAAUUUAUUAUUCCAAUAUCCAAAUAUGAUACUAAAUCCCACAGAAAAAAAGGGUUUCUAUUUGUAACAUGCUGUCUUUGAAUUAUAAACAAGACAAACAUUCACUGAAUAAAGGUUAGCCAAUACAAACAUAUUUAUAGAAAACAGUUGACAAUGAAUAGACAGGACCAAUAAGCGCAAACGAAUCGAGUAUUCAAGAAUAUCAAGAAGUUAGUCCGACAUAUAACGAUGGGUUGUGUUAACUAAAGCGUCCGUCAUUUACCGAAUCUUAAAAACACGGGUGGAUAAUUAAAAAUCUUUUCUGACAAAAAAA
Megalobrama amblycephala (Wuchang bream) is the source of this 1958-nucleotide messenger RNA. Its product is annotated as zinc finger protein 568-like. Gene Ontology annotation, cellular component: nucleus. The transcript has 3 exons. The record is from RefSeq and is a predicted model, not a curated record. Bases 168 to 1172 code for a protein of 334 amino acids. Lineage: Eukaryota; Metazoa; Chordata; Actinopteri; Cypriniformes; Xenocyprididae.